AUGGCCGAGACAACACAAUUAAACAACGGACUAUGCAGUCUUUCCGAAAUCAAGAUUCUUUACCCAUCAUCAACAUACUGGUUAGUAGCGAAUACUACAGCGGAUGUAUUAUGGAAUUCGACUGACCCGGUUAACGAUCCCCAACGUUUCUCUGUAUACUUGGUUAAUCCUAACGUUCCUGAUUUGAAGCAAUACGCCUUGGCUAACAAUGCCAUAACCGCAAAUCACAACGUUUCGGUUACAGUACCAAAUUUCGUUACUAGAGACGUACAACAAGGAUAUUCAAUUAUCUUUACGAAUAUUGGCAAUAUCAGCGAAGUUUAUUCUACAUCCGAGACAUUCGACAUAAAACCGGUUGGCAAUACACCAUCGACAUACUCACCACCUACCCCGCCAGGCUCUUCUACCAACAACACUGGGAACAGCACCAACACUGGCAAGUCAAGCGAUUCAGAAGUUAUCAGCGCAAGAGUAUAUUUGAGUACUUUCUUUGCCGCUGCGGUCGUAGCUGCAAUGAUGGCCAUUUAA
Molecule: messenger RNA, 528 nt
Organism: Paraglomus occultum
Lineage: Eukaryota; Fungi; Glomeromycota; Glomeromycetes; Paraglomerales; Paraglomeraceae
Source: the annotation of a GenBank genome assembly